UGAUCUGAGAUCCAACCAUGCCCAGAACCAUGAACAGCACCUUCAAAACGGGCACCCAGGAAAAUAAUCAGAAAUCUAACAUGCAUAAGUGCAAGGCUUUCAUGGCUAUUUCUAAGUACUUCUCUAAGAAGGAAUGGGCAAAGCUGGGCUACACAGAGAAAACCACCUAUGUCUACAUGAAGAGGAACUAUGAAACCAUGAGUGCUCUAGGUCUCAGAGCCACUCUUCCAACAUUCAUGUGUUCUGGAAAACCAACUACCGAAUUCAACGGGAAUAAUUCCGUUCAUGAUGAAAACCUGGAGUGUGAGAAUGUACAUUUUCUGAUGAAGUCCUAUAAGAAGCAGAGAAAAUGCCGGAAGGUGCUGCCCAAGAAGCCCGUGAAUGGAAAAAAGGAUGAAAAGCUAGGGCCAGUGGCACUUGGCUCUGAGAAGACUCAGAAGUGUCGAUGCCCUGCAAAAAAAGUAAAUGCAUUUGGGGAGCAGAAUAAGAAGGCAACAGGACUCCAGAAGGAGAAGAAAACAAUCUGGUCUUGCAGAUUACGGGAAAGGAAGACCAUGGUGACUUAUGAAGAGAUCAGUGACCCAGAGGAAGAGGACUAAUUCUGAUGUGACCAGUGGCCGUGAGAUGAAACAGAACUUAACAGCCUUUGGACACCUGGGCAUCGCUAGCCAAUAGAUGUAACGCAAGAGCAAAGUUUCACAGCACUGCAAAGUUCAGUUCAUCUUUUUCUUACCACUCGCACAGCACUUCAAUAGACUAGAGUUUCGUUGACGACUGAGGCCAGGCUACUAUGCCUUCCCUUCCACCUCUGCUCCCCUGGCACUUAGCUGAGAUUAAAACGAGAAUCAGCAGGUGUUCUCUGCACAGACCAGCACUGAAUGCCCUGCCCUACCCUGUGCCAGAUGUGAUCACUGAGGGCAGUUCUGGGUGGCUACUGUCUAGAUGUUCCUCUCAGCACUUAUCCACACAGCUGUGCAACUGCCUCCUAUCUGCUUUCCCCUCUCUCACUGCCUUCAUCACCAAAAUGUCCUGGGCAAGUCUCCCUCAUUCUGCUUCACCAGGUGCCCCAUGCUGUGAGCACCCAUAGUUUCAUUGCCCAGUACCUGUUGCUGAAUAAUAAUAAAUGGUAACAAGUUCUCA
This is a messenger RNA of Erinaceus europaeus (western European hedgehog), 1140 nucleotides long. RefSeq names its product protein SSX1-like. The record is from RefSeq and is a predicted model, not a curated record. Bases 18 to 599 code for a protein of 193 amino acids. NCBI's taxonomy places the organism in Eukaryota, Metazoa, Chordata, Mammalia, Eulipotyphla, Erinaceidae. Gene Ontology annotation, cellular component: nucleus. Gene Ontology annotation, biological process: regulation of DNA-templated transcription. The transcript has 7 exons.